Aspergillus nidulans FGSC A4 is the source of this 858-nucleotide messenger RNA. RefSeq names its product protein llmJ. The record is from RefSeq and is a predicted model, not a curated record. The transcript has 4 exons. Lineage: Eukaryota; Fungi; Ascomycota; Eurotiomycetes; Eurotiales; Aspergillaceae. Bases 16 to 858 code for a protein of 280 amino acids.
CUCCUAAUAAACUCCAUGACCAUGGCUGACGCUGCAGAGAUCUAUCCGCUCGGCCGCGAUGAGGCCGAAUCUCGCCGACUUAACGAACAGCACAAGCUUCUGAUAGACUUUACUGAAGGGCUGAUAGAUAAAUCUGUACCAUUGGAGAAGAUUACUGCGGUUGCCGAUGUCGCUACUGGGACUGGGAUAUGGCUAUGGGAUGCCCGGGAGCUGCUCGUUGACCGUGCGGGAGAGUCCCCGCGGUACUUUCACGGCUUUGACAUUUCCCCAGCCCAGUUCCCACCAGCCGCCGAGGGCAUCGACUUUACCGUCCAUGAUAUCUUGAAGCCGUUCCCGGUCGAGCACCACAAUCGAUACGACUUGGUGAAUAUCAGGCUACUGGUCGGUGCCAUCACGGAAUCGGACUAUGAAAAGGUUGUGCAGAAUCUGAUCACCAUUCUGAAGCCAGGGGGAUACCUACAAUGGGGCGACAUGGACUUUUACCGAACGGCGACCGACGACCCAAGGGCUGCGACGGCGUGUGAUUUGUGGCUGAAGUACUGUACGAUCAACAACUUGAGCCAAUGUGCUCCUAAAGCGAUACAGAAGGCCUACCAGGAUGCUGGGCUCUUAAACAUUGUCAAUCGGGCUUUCCUCCCUUCGAAGCGGGGGGAUCUGCUAGAAAGGCUGCAGAAUUGGCAAAUGCAGUUCUACAAGAGCGUGGCACACUUGAUACUGCUCAAAACCGGAUAUGUAGCCGAUCAGGCGGCGGCAAGCCAAAUGGCUCCGGAGCUUUUUCGAGGUCUGGAGCUGUUCUACGCCGAAGGGAAUACAGUUGACAGCAGGUUCAAUGUUGUGGUCGGGCAAAAGCCUACUUGA